AUGAUAACUCCAGCUUUUGAGCUGACCCAGGAUCCAGAUUUCCUUACAAUAACAGUCAAAGUACCUUAUGCCAGAGCUUCAGAGUUUGAUGUGUAUUUUGAAGGAGAAGACUUUAAAUUUUAUGCUAAGCCAUACUUUCUCAGGUUGACACUUCCUGGAAGAACUGUAGAAGAUGGCAGAGAAAGAGCAUGCUAUAAUACAGAUGAAGGAACUUUCACGUUUCGGUUACCGAAGGAGACUCCUGGCCAAUAUUUUGAGGGACUGGACAUGCUGACAUCUCUUUUAGCACCAAAGAAAUCAAGAUCAGCGAAACCUUUGGUAGAAGAAAUAGGUAUUGCCUCUUCUAAGUCUGAAGAGGAGGAAGAAGAAUUUGACUGGGAAGUAGAGCAAACACCUUACGAAGAAAGUGCAGAAAGCACUCUACCACUGCAAUACCGUUACGGAUUUGGGAAUUUGCGGUCAGGGGUGUUCCAGCGGCUGCAG
Messenger RNA from Mesitornis unicolor (brown roatelo), 483 nucleotides. Its product is annotated as protein SHQ1 homolog. The record is from RefSeq and is a predicted model, not a curated record. Lineage: Eukaryota; Metazoa; Chordata; Aves; Mesitornithiformes; Mesitornithidae. Gene Ontology annotation, cellular component: cytoplasm; nucleoplasm. The annotation marks the transcript as partial. The transcript has 4 exons. Gene Ontology annotation, biological process: box H/ACA snoRNP assembly.